Molecule: messenger RNA, 6343 nt
Organism: Mizuhopecten yessoensis (Yesso scallop)
Lineage: Eukaryota; Metazoa; Mollusca; Bivalvia; Pectinida; Pectinidae
Product: RNA-binding protein MEX3B-like
Exons: 3
Coding region: 122-1858 (578 amino acids)
Molecular function (GO): RNA binding
Source: RefSeq, a predicted model, not a curated record
CACUUCUGCCAUACACAGCAAAGGUCACACACACCAAACCAAGAGGUCACAUAUCCAGUCUUGAUGACAUCUACCCUCGUGGAUAAUUUACGCUCAUAUCGUCUAUUUACACCAAGCCAACAUGUUGUUCGAGGUUGCACCGUUUUUAAAGUGUUCGAACUCCAAAUUGUCAACGAUGCCAGCUAGCCUGUACAAUGAGAUGAAUCCAAGUGCGAGCUACGAGGAACAGCGCGCACUGCAGUUAGCCUUCGAACUCUCGAUGAUGGGGUUGAACGGUACCGAAGAGGAGAAUGGUUCUGUCGGGAACAGUUCGUCUUCGUCAUCCGGGAUGGAUUUGGAUGCUGCAAGGAAAAGAGGUAGUGCUAACAUGACGGAGUGUGUACCCGUACCGAGUUCGGAGCACGUGGCCGAAAUCGUCGGACGACAGGGAUGCAAAAUUAAGGCACUGAGAGCCAAAACCAAUACAUACAUCAAAACCCCUGUUCGAGGAGAGGAACCAGUUUUCGUAGUUACCGGUAGAAAAGAGGAUGUGAAUGCCGCUAAGAGAGAAAUCCUGUCCGCAGCCGAACAUUUCAGCCAAAUUCGUGCUUCUAGGCGUAAUAGCAGCGUUUCUUCAGUUUCAUCAACAACCACCCCUACCAAUGGCACAACCCUGACCACAGGCCCCCCAAGUCCCAAUGCUCCUGGACAGGUGACAAUUCAGGUGCGUGUUCCAUACAGAGUUGUGGGUCUUGUUGUUGGUCCUAAGGGAGCCACUAUCAAACGAAUCCAACAGCAAACGCACACAUACAUUGUCACGCCAAGUCGUGACAAGGAACCAGUGUUUGAGGUCACUGGACUUACCGAGAAUGUGGAGAAGGCUAGACAGGAGAUUGAAAGUCACAUUGCUCUCCGAACAGGAGGACUUAUGGAUUCACAGAACGAGGAUGAUUUUCGCAGCAAUGGUGUCGAUUCAGGCUUCCACGAGUUGAAUGGAAGUGGUGGUGAGUUCAAUGGAUAUAACAAAUCGCCGAAUGGAGUGAAUGGGACAUGUGCUUUCAACAAUAUGCACAAUGCCCUGAACGGCAGUUGUCCACCUCAAGACGCCAAUAUUUUUAGUUUCCCGCCGGUGAACACUUCCGCAAAAAUCUCAGAAUUUGCUUCCAAUGGAAAUGGAUUUGGCAAUGGUUUCAAUGGCUUUAACAUGUACGACAACGACGAAGGGAUUGGUGGCUCGCCAUCAUUUGAUCCCAUCCUACCUCCUUCCUACAUGUGGGGGGAGUACAAUGACAAUCGCAACUCAACUCUAGUCUCCCUGUUCAGUACCACUUCCACCUCCACCAACAUGCCGCGGCGCAGCAGCAGUCUCAAUGGUGGUCAUCGACUCUCCCCCACCCUAACUGACUCGCCGUCACCUCCACACAGUGGCAUUGGGUCCGGGUCUGACAGGUCGUCUCCCUCACCUCCAAGUGACCAUGCCCUUGUGCGUAGAAUCAGAAGCGAUCCCCUCGCCAGUGUGACAACGACAAUGUUUGGAGCCACCCCAAGCACAACGUUCACGCCUACCUCGAGUGAGGAUGCACCGGUCAUUUCCUGUACUAGCACUCUGACCGUGCCCCCCAUCGCCUCGGUGGUGGAUGUGUCCCUGGCCAGGAAUGGCGGAAUUACCUGCCCAGUUUCGGUACCCACCUUGAACGGCCGCCCAAGGAGGCAGUGCUUCAUGUGCUCGGAGAGCGAUAUUGUGGCGGCUCUAGUGCCGUGUGGCCAUAACCUGUUCUGCAUGGAGUGUGCAAACCUGAUCGUUGAGAAACCCCAGUUGGAGCGGAGCUGUCCUGUCUGCCAGCAAGCACCGACUCAGGCCAUCCGCAUCUUCUCCUAAACGGCAGGAUGUGUAAUAUAUAUAAAUAGAUAUAUACAUAGGUGAUUAUCAAUUCAAAAUCUUAUCCUACAUUCAGGAAUUGCUCUAUUAUCAUUUCAAGUUGUUCUACUAUAUAUUAUUAUUAUAUAUAUAAAAUAUGGAAUAUAUAAUUAUAGACUUUUCACAGAAUGUUUUAACAGAAAUCUCAUCUUGUAUAUCAAAGACAUCAUUUUCACCAUUAAUAUAUUAUUAAAUAUUGUUUUUAUGAGAUUAUUAUUAUUAUUAUUGUACUUGAAACAGUUUAUGAGUUAUAUGGCCACCAGUAUGUAUACAAAUAUCUUUGUUUUCAUGUUGUGUACAAUGUGUGUCUAUUAUUAUCGAGUAUUCCUUAAUAUAGCUGUGCAACAUUGUUUUUACUUUUUUUUUUUAAAGAUUUUUUUAAUUUGACUAUUAUUAUAACAAAUAUAGAUCUUCAUAAAUGAUAUCCAUGCAAAGAAGUAUUAUUAAUAUUUGUAUCAUAAAUUUAUCAGAGUAUUUUAUUCUUGGAAUUCAAUGUGCAUUUUCCCCAUUAUGUGACUAUACAGUGACUUGAUGACCGUAUCAAGCUUUGUUGUUUAAUGACAUGUAAGGCCAACGCCUAGCUGGUCUGAGCUUUAUUCUAUGUUGUAAUAGGACUCUUGUAUGUUUGUUUAUGUACUAUGUUCAGCCACUGGGGGAUUUUGAUGGCUAAAUUAGUAAUCUGUAGUUGAGCCUAUUAUCUAUAUAAUAUAUACACGUAAAUAUACUACUACAUUGGAAUACAUUUUAUUGAUUCAUUUACAUAGUCUAUUAAAUUGAACUAUUAUGAAAAAAUGCAAGUCAUUCAAUAAAUGCCACUUAAAUCAUUAUAAACGUUUUGAUCAAAUCAUUUGUGCUAAUUAAUUAAUUAAUUGAUUUCCAAUUAAUUAAACUUGAAAACUAAUUAAACAAGAUGAAAGUAAAUAUUGCAGGGAUAUUGCAACCAUGACUUGAUGUAAAUCAUUAUUCUGUAGUGUUCAUUUCUAAGCAAGGGAAGAUGAUAUUUUGGCGAAUGAUAUUAAAGUUUAAUAUUGAUCGAUAGUGAAGGGCAAGAGGGCAGUUUUGGGAUGCAGUUGAUUUUGAGUAAUUAAUAUAAAUGUUUAAGAUCCAGUGGUAUGUAGGGUAGGGGGAGGGGCUGGAUGUUGUAUCUGUAUUAGUACCCUAUAACUAAUGCCAAAGUGACACCUACUGGGACCAUGUUAAUAGUCUUAUGUAAUUUAUGCCCUGUAAUAAAUGUUUGCAUAUAUAUUGCAUGUUGAACAGACUCGUACAAAAUACAGAUAAGCAGGACUUUGUCUGAAUCUUGAUAUAAACUGACCAAGAUUUGAAAGCUUGAAAUAUUUUUUUAAGAGAUCCAUGAAUAUGUUUUAAUUUUCUAAAAUUGCCAGUGACAAACUCCUGCUCAAUGCAUAAAUGUGUAAAUUGGUAAAAUAAAUGUUUUCAGGAAAAACUUUUUUUUAUUAAAUAACUUGCAUAUGAUCUAGUUUGUAGCAAUCCUCCAAUAUUGGUGUGUUGAGAGAACAGUUCAUUGUUAGAAAUGAUUUUUUUUUGUUGCCAUUAUUUUCCCCCCCACACACAACUGUUUGUUGUCAAGGUUGAUAGUCCCGUUUAUUUUGCAUUUAUAUAAACAUGUAUGCAAAUUAUAUGCAUAUAUUUGCAUGCAUUACAUUGUGCUGGUGCACAUCAGAUUAUAUAUAUUAAUAAUAAUUAUAUAUUACUCACAAUAUUAGUGCAGUCGAAUCAAAUACAUUUGCAAGUUAUUUUUGCUACCAGUUUUGUGAAGGGAUUGAGAAAUACAUGUCAACGUCGCGAGGAAAUAUAAACCUAUAUUAUAUAUAUGUAUAUUUGCACUCAAAGAAAAGAUUUUUUUUUUGCAAACCCAAUCAAGGUUUCUUCACCAGAAGUGAAUGUUAAAACAAUGUAACACCGAGAGGAAGUAGAGCUACCAGAUUUAUGUAGAAUGUCUUCCAAAACCGUCACCAGGUCAACUAUUGUAGACCUGUUGGGUUGAAUAUGAUAACCCAUUAGUAACUUAUGUAACUUUCCAGGGGAAUGAAAUGUUCAAGUUUACUCGGUGUAAGUCAUUACAAGUCAGCUGACUUGCGUAAUGUCUAAAUCGGUCUGUAGAAAUCCAUUUGAAAUGAAGUAACCAUCUCUGGAUGUGAAAACCAAGAUUAUAUAUAGAAAAUGAAACUAGGAUACAAAGAUACUUGAAAAUGAAAGUGGACAUGGAAACCCGGGGCACAAUUUUUGACAGAAAUUUGGCACCUAUGCAAUCGUAAAUUCCAACUUAUAUAUUUGUAAAUUGUACUGGGCUCAUACUGUGUUAAUCAUUUAUUCAGUAGUUGGUGAAUUCAUAUAUAUCCUGUUAGGUUUGGACUGUUCAUGUGUUUCUGGUAACCUUGCCAAUAAAUAUAUGAUAAUUUUCCUGGUACCCGCUAUAAUACUCUACCUUUAGUCACCUUUCCUAAAGAAAAUUUGUCAGUUUUUGAUAAGAAAUUUAUAUGUAGGGAUACCUACCAAAUCUUACUUGUGGCGAAAAAAAUUCAAAUGUUUUAAUCAUAAUGAACAAAAAAGAUCAACUAUCAACCAUAAUAAGUACCUAUCCCAAGUCCCUAUUAUGUUACCAGAAACACAGGUAUCUAUGUUCAGCCUUGUGGUAUUUCAUUUUCAAACAAUAUUUCAGAAUUGAGGAUAAAUAGCUAUAGCCAAUAGUUUUCCUGUAUCAUUUUCUUGCUCUUAUCUAGCAACGGCACAAUUUCUAUGCAACUUAAUCUUUUUUUUCAUUCAAAGAGUUCUAGUCGUAUUGAGAAACAAAAUUGUACUGUUAUGAUUUGUUCUGAUUUCUUGUUAUGUACCCGAUCAAACAUGUAUUGAUGCAUCGACUAUUUAAUUAACCUUUUUCCAAAGAUUAUUUUAUUUGCAUAAUGUAUUUUUUGUCUAUACUUUUUGAAAAAAAGAGUGACAAAUUUGUAGAUGUUGCUUCCAAUAUGAUUGUUGGCAUCAAGAAUUGAUGUUAAUUUUUGCAUUUAGUUUUGAUAUUAAAGCUGAGAAGAAAUUUACAACGUAUUGCGUUCGAAAAAUGUAGUGUAUAUGUUGAUGUGUAUCAGGGAAGGUAAUGCCAGACUUGAAAGUAGGUCACUGUGACCUCGAAUGUAAGAGGAAGGAUGCUGUAUAGAGAUCAGGUCACAAUGACAUCAUAUUGUGUUGAAGGUCACCAUGACCUAGAAAGCUAGGAGCCAAAUACAGUGCAAGUUGCUGUUCAACAUUUGGUGGCUAAGGGACAUUUGUUUUGGCCAUGUUAUGAAAAUACAUUCGUUUCCCGAAAGGUUAUUUACAAAGUAAACGAAAAGUCCAGUCAUUUUUACAUUAAAAAUGAUAAAGACAUUGUUUCAAACCAUGGUUGGAUCAAGCAAUAUUUAGAAUCCUACUAUUUUGUGGAAACUUUUUUUUAUUUUAAUAUAUAUGGCCAAGCAAUAGACCAUGUAGUUUGUGUGCAUAUGUUAAGUCGGAUGGUCUAGGAAAAAAGGUACAUUGAGGAGUCAAAAUAGUGGCUAGAGGUUAUUGAACUUCUUUCAUAUAUAUUUUAAAUUAUGACAUUCAAAUUAGUUCAUUUGUACUCUUUCAAGUCAGUAAUAACCAUGUUUUACAUUUAAAAUAACCAAAAAUCCACGUUUGAUUUAGAUUUAAUAGUUUUAAUUCAACUUUUUGAAUCGGUGUAACUGUAUUUAAAAUGAUUGAUGGAAGGGAAGCUAUAGCUCGGCAGUUUUAUAUCCAUAUUGAAAUACUGGUGAGAUCUGUAUUCUAAAUAUGCAAACACUUUUCUUUAAUUUUGUUGGUUAUGUUGAUAUUAAUGAGAUUGUUUUCCUUUUUUUUUUUCAAUUAUAUUUUAUCCCACUGUCAAAAGUAUUUUAUAGUCCACAAUGAAUAACUUUAUUUUACUCUACAGUAUAUUAUGACUUACAAAGAAGUUAAAAUCUUUAUUGCCCAGAAAGGGUUUGUUGUGAUUGGUUAGAUACUGAGUUUAUAAGUUAGAAUGACAUUAUGCCAAUAUUAUGUAUGCAAGUUGAUGAAAAAUUUUCCAAAAUGGAAAAGGUGCAAAUGUUGAUGCUUUCAAGACAAAAGUAUAUAUAUAAUUUGUAUAAAAUUGAAUCUUAUCGAUUUGAAAUAAUUUGUCGUACAUUUCAUAGUUUAGUAUUUUCUAUUUUAAUAUUAUUUACCGACAGUUCAGUGAGUGGCUGAGAGCGAGGGAGAAAGGGGCAUGGUAGGCGGGCUUGUCCAAGCCAACAGGGAGGGAGGAGUGUUCAGGUUAUAAAUACAGAGAUUUUUUAUUUUGAUGGUACUUCGAGAGAAGACCAGUAUACUAUUAUAUUUGGUGAGAAAUCGGAAAAGAAAUUUAUAAAUAUGUAAAAGUUUUAUUUUUCUGCAAUUAAAAUUCUACCUAUAAUA